GCGCGCUAUCGUUGCAUGUCACGUCGGUUCUUCGCCCGGGUUUCCUGUUCCGAGUCUCUAACUCCACCGCCUUCAGCCAACUUAUUUGUCCGCCGCACACCCACCGCGCCCAACGCCUUGCAGCCGCAGAGCGGCCGCUCCGGAUCCAGGCUCUACGGAAGGCUUCAGUCGGUUCCCGCUCUGUGAGGGAUUGCUUAGCUCCCGCUGUCUCGAUAGCCUUACUUCCUGUCAGUAUCCCUGCCACACACUUUGCGGGCGGGGCAGAGAUAUUUUGGGAAGGUUAUUGGAGUGUCACUUGUGAAUAGAGAUGGCUACGUUCAGGCCCAUGAACGGCGGCUCACUGAAGACUGCCGCAGAAACCAACGGAGCUGCAGAUAUGGACCAUGUAACCCGGCAGCCUGUCAACGCAGAACCCAGACCAGCUGAAGGGUACCCAAAUCAGAGGGGUCGUGAAGAGUGGGAGGUGAAGGAGGGCCGGAGCAGCACGAACCGCGAGAGUCUUCCAUUUCCGGGGGCUGACACCUUUCACGAAGCCGAGAAUUCCCAUAAGCGCAAGCGGUCAAUCUCGUACUCCCCGAGCCGGGAACACCCCCUGUCGCCUCCUUCGAGGACGGAGAGGACGGAGAGGACGGAACGGCCAGAGCGGACGGACCAGGCGGAGACCUAUGGGCGUCUCCGUCCUCCAUCCGAACCACACGACAGGUUAAGCACGCCGCCCAGGGAUUCUCAUCGGGGACGGCAAGGAGACGAGGCUCGCGAUGGCCCCGAGCAAUGGCGUGCCCAGCACGCCAGGGAGGAGCGCACCUCGAGCAUUGAAUCGCCGUACUCGGCUAUUCCGGUGUCAGCGCAGUCGGAGGAGCCAGCGCUAGAAUUGCUACAGAGAGCCAUAAGCCACGAUGAAGGAGACCAGAGCCCAGACGGCGACGAUCGGGCCAUGUAUUCCGGCCAAUACACGCCUGAACCCCGCCGCGACGGCGUCGUCCAGUCGGACCCCAAGAAGCGCAAGCGCAAUUUCAGCAACCGGACCAAGACGGGAUGCUUGACGUGCAGGAAGCGCAAGAAGAAAUGCGAUGAGCGAAAACCGGAAUGUAUGAACUGUUACAAGGGCGGAUUUGUUUGCGCCGGCUAUCCCCCGCAGAGAGGUGCCUGGGCCAAUAAGCCCGAGAGCAAGGCGACGCAAGUCAACAUUGAGUCAAAGGAUCCGAACUACGUUCCCCCGGGAGCGUACGGAAUGCCUCAACAACCAGCCCCGUACAGCAGCAGCCAACAACCUCUGCCGGGCCAGCAACCGAAGCGGGACUCCCUGCCAUAUAACCGCGGCCAACCCACGCUUCGCAUCACGCCGCCUCAGGGUCGCCCCUUACAGUCGGACGACGACCGGUUAACAGCGUCGACAAUGCCGAGCUCAUCUGCGAUCAGCCCGGACAACAAGCUCUCGGCCCUCUCAGGGUACACAACGUCGGCGACGCUCAACGUCUUCCCCACCCCAGUCAGCGCCGCUACCAUGUCCGCCUUCUCGGACCGAACGCCCAAGGAGUAUCAGCGGGUGCCGCCAUUACACGAUAUCACGCGCACCGACCCGGACCACCAGCAACCGCCGCCACCGCCUCCUCCGCAGAGCACUAUUUCGACCCAACCCCCCUUCAGCAGUGCGCUACACGGCAACAGAACUUCCACUCCUCCGGCGCCGUCGUCGGCACUGUCCGCUCCAACCCCAACCGGGGGCGUCCAGGCCACCGCCCAGCUUGCGCUGUCCCACACGCAGUUCCCUUCCGACAGGCAGCCGCGCCGCCAGAAGGAGGAGAUGCUGAACGGCAGGCCCUACUACCCGUUCGACAAGGAACUAGUGCUCGAGCGGGAGCGCUGCAACGCGGCCUGCUGGCGAUUCAAUAACUCGACCAACCCCAACCUCGGUGUCUCGCCCGCCGAGCGCGCCCGUCUCUUCCGCGACAUCCUCCACCCGCGCGAGGGCAUCCAGCUGUCGUCCACCGUCGUGUCGCCUGUGACCCACGCCGGACGCGUCGGCGAGAACGCCACGGUCGAAGCGCCUUUCAACUGCGACUACGGCUACAACAUCCACAUUGGCAACAACGUCUCCAUCGGCCGCAACUGCCUCAUCAACGAUGUCUGCGAGGUGCGGAUCGGGAACAACGUCAUCAUCAGCCCGAAUGUCUGCAUCUACACGGGCACCUGCAGCACCGACCCCCGGUACCGCAACGGGAACCAGGGCACGCGGUACGGCAAGCCCGUCGUCAUCGAGGACGAUGUCUGGAUUGCGGCCAAUGUGGUCAUCCUCCCCGGGGUUCGCAUCGGGAAGGGCUCGACGGUGGGAGCCGGAUCGGUUGUUACAAAGGAUGUCGCCACUUGGAGCAUCUACAUGGGCGAGAAGGCCGGCCACCGCAGGGGCGUCAGCACCCUGCUUUCUUGAGCCCUUUGCUUUCUCCGCUCGAAUUACCAUAAUGUCUCUUUAUCCUAUCUUAUUUAGUAUUAUCAUUUGCCUCUAUUUUUUGUCUCU
Chaetomium strumarium is the source of this 2515-nucleotide messenger RNA. RefSeq lists its product as uncharacterized. The transcript has 3 exons. Gene Ontology annotation, biological process: regulation of DNA-templated transcription. The record is from RefSeq and is a predicted model, not a curated record. Gene Ontology annotation, molecular function: DNA-binding transcription factor activity, RNA polymerase II-specific; zinc ion binding; acetyltransferase activity. Bases 308 to 2428 code for a protein of 706 amino acids. NCBI's taxonomy places the organism in Eukaryota, Fungi, Ascomycota, Sordariomycetes, Sordariales, Chaetomiaceae.